Molecule: messenger RNA, 4317 nt
Organism: Pseudo-nitzschia multistriata
Lineage: Eukaryota; Bacillariophyta; Bacillariophyceae; Bacillariales; Bacillariaceae
Source: the annotation of a GenBank genome assembly
UUACCAGUUUUUGAAUUCAAAGAUUUCAAUUGAAAAACUGAAAGGUACCCCAGAUUAUGUCGACCCAACUUCACCGAGCAUGGACAAAAAGUAAGGCUUGAAACAAAGAAUAAGAGGAAAGCUGUUAAUAUUGUUGAUUUUCAAUCUAAUUCAGUAUAUCGCUGCUUCCUUGUUUUAAAUUACUUGAACAUAAAAGGGAAUCCUCUCUUGGUAGCAUGAUGAAUUGGUUACAAGACGACGGGCACCAGAUUGAUGCUAAGGAGGCAGAGAACUAUUUCAAAACAAAAUUUCCAAUUUUUUCUGAAGUUGAGGAGGUCCAAAUUGCCUUCAAAGAUAGGCAGAAUUUCAAGCUAUUUACAAACAUGCGCCUUCUAUUCGUUCACGUCAAGGGUUUAAUCGAGAAGAGAAUCGAGUUUGUGACAAUCAUGUACAGUUCCAUUCAUUCAUUUUCGGUCGAGUCUGCUGGACUUUUCAAACGUUAUACGGAAAUGAGGUAAGAUCUCCGCAUACGAGGUAAAUUAGACACCGGGAAGAGAUGAAUUAAUAUGAAUGCUUCAAUGGAUAAAUUUGUUCUCACUUGGUUGUGAACAUGCGACAUGAUAAUUAAAUAGAUUGCACUUGCCCCACUUGGGUGAACACAAUUGUAUCACACAAGAAUUUCGAACGGGCGAAGCAAAUUUGUGGGCAAUUCAGAAGGUAUGUUUCCGGUAGACCUUGUUCAAUGCCUUUACUUCGUAUUUCUCUAAUCAAUUGAUGAUCAGGUCCUCUGUAAUCACAUUUUGGGAAAAGAUAAAGAUCCCAUAGCUGGAGCUGAUCAGUAUCGAGAUAGUGAAGCUUUCACCAACCUAAAUGGUGUCCUGACAAAUAUGCAGCAAACUAUGGACUGUGCAGUAAUACAAACGACAUUGAAGGCCGAUCCUCCGAUUCUGCAAGGCAGCGAGCAGGUGGAGAUUGCGUUUCAGGGUUUUCGUCAUGUUACUUUGUUCACAACCAAAAGGGUCAUCUUUAUCGACAAAAAACUAUGGAAUGCUGGCAGUAUCAAGUAUCUUUCGUACCCUUGGAGUAGCUUUCUUGCCUUUGAAGUCCAUCCAGCGAACUUCAAACUCUUCGAUACUAAAGUUCAUUUAUACACUGAGCUGCAGUUUUAUCCUGGAGAACCAAAGGACGACGAUAAUCCAGUGAGUAGAACUACCAAGGAAUUGGCGGUGGACGUUAAAUAUCCGUUUCGAGAGCUAACACGCAAUGUUUCAACACUGUUUCAUCACUUUGUUCGAAUUCAAAUUUGAAAUACGCUGCUAGUCAGGGAUACCCGCCCGACCCGAACUAAGUUGUUUGUAAGUGUUUGAUAUUCUACGGAAAAUGACCUUUUGCUGUGCUUGUCAGUUUCUUACAUUAAUUUACAACGAUGGUUUUUCUACCAGGUGCUUGGAGUUUGACAAGAAUUGUGUUGAUGCAAUCAGGCUCAAAUAUUACUUGUCAAAAAGAAUUAUUGAGGUUGACGAUUUGAAGCUGGGCGCUCCUGUUGCAAUGCCUAUCUUGACAGAAGAACAACGUGACUAUGGUCGUACUUUCCAAUGGCUUGGCGAUCCUCAACGAGGCUUGGAUCCCAUCGAAUUGGAAAGAGAGUUCCAUACGAAGUCAAAAAUCCUCCUAGAUGAAGAAAAGAUCUUUCUGGCUUUGAGGUCAGUGUCACAUAUAUUUCUGUGCACCAAUCUUCGUGUAAUGGCUAUUCUGGUAUCUGGUCUAUCGAAUAUGAGGUUUCUGUACACGUCUCUGCCGUACCGCUCGAUUCGUUAUUACAGCGUUUAUCUGGGACCUGCAUCUGUGGGGAUGAAAUCAUCUGUUUGCAUUUAUACUCGCAAUCGAUGGAAUCUUGCCUCUAUAGGAUUCUCAUUCCUCGCCGGGACGGCUGAUGUCUUGCAACUUCAAGAGAUAUUGAGCAGUUUCAUCGUCGGAUGCCAUACUGAUCCAAAAGUAGUCUUCAGACCGAAAACUUGCAUUGGAUACGAGAAAAAUCCAUUUGGGCUCAAUCGUUUUCUUCCGAUGGCAAUCGAAAUUAACCCAGAACAAUUGAACGUCCAAUUUCACCACGUGUAUCCGUUGCUUUUGGAAGAAGAAACUGUUCUUAAGGCUUUGGAACAGGGCACAAAAUUUUUUCUGUACACAAAUCUCCGACUAAUCAUUGUCACUGGACGAAUGGACUUCGUCAGCGUACCCUAUAAGUCGAUCCAUGGCUUUUUCUUCGAGACAGCUGCUCGUUUCGACCCCAAGGCUAGUAUCUCCCUAUACACCACUAGUGCAAGAUGCACCCAAACGGACAAACCACGUGUUUGUAAUCUCCUAAUCUCCUCUGUUAAUAUAUCGCCAAAGCAAACAGAUAUUUACAAGAUGGCUCACUUCAUUUUGGAUCACACGAUCAUUCACCCCCCAACCAAUGUUGGUGCGGCUCCACCAAGAGUGAUUAUGGCCACUGAGGCGGUGCAGGCACAAGAUUCUGAUGAAGGCAUCAUUGUGGCCAGUGAGGCGGUGUUGAUUCGUAAGUGAUUCAAUAGUUCAAAGAGAUAGAUGCGUUCAGCACGUGAUGAACAGGAACGAGAAAGCUAAUGACCCGUGUACACGGAAAUGACAAAAAGUCAGAACUUUAAUAGCGAUCAAUUGUAAGAGUGCUCUGAUGCUAGAGAUGUAAAAUUUGAGUAACCUUUCUUCAACCAGUAGUAGCAGCUCCGAAUGGGGGAGAACUCUGCCGUCUUGCUCCAGUUUCCUAGUUACAAGCAAUGUCCUUGAUUGGGAUCGAGACACAAAUCGCUGUAGUUGCGAAUUAGAUUUCGUUGCAAGCUGUCUUGCUGGAUUAAAAAAGAGCGAGUGUUGCAAUAUGUCAUAUCUGUGGCGUUGCUCGUACAGCGAGUGUACUCAGAAUUUGUAUCGGGGGAGCUCAUGUUGAAGUAGUACUAUAGUGUGACAAUUAUAGUAAGCGCAGUCGAGAGCUUUAGCUCGAGACUGCGAUGUCGCCAAAGAUAGCACAGUCUACAAGAGCGACGGGUCUGACUGAUGAAGCAACUGCCCACAUUGUCCAUCCUCAGGACCGGGUUGCCUUCAGUUGUCGAACUCACUGGGCAGCAGAGUAGUAUGGGCAGAUGCCGAUGUCCUUGUCACAGCCGUCUCCUACGGUCACUCUGUUGCAAAAUUCCCAUUACUCUGCCUUUAUUUUAGGACUAUUUCAGAUUUGAAUCCAAUAUCCCCUGUCCAUUUGGUGAUGGGCGAACUCAUUGGUUCGAUCGUGCCAAAUCUGUUGUUUUCUGUUUCGUCGGAUCUCGCCUCCAACGGUCGCUCUAUUGCCAGCAUUUCAGAUUGGAAUCAAUUAUGCCUUGUUUACUCCUUGAUGGGCGAGCUCAUUGCUUCGAUCGUGCCAAAUCCGCUGUUUUCUCUUUCGUCAGAUUUGGAACGAUUCGCAGCCAUCUCCAACGGUCUCUCUAUUACCGGCGUCCUUUACUCUGCCUUCGUUCGCCAACUAUGCCCUAUCUAUUUGAUGUUGGGCGUCUCAUUGCUUCGAUCGUGCCAAAUCCGCUGUUUUCUGUUUCAUCGGAUUUGGAACGAUCGAAAGAUUCAAUUGAAAUUUUUAGUUUUGUGCCGUAGGUACUAGUAGGAUUAUUUUUGUUACAAGUAUUACAGUAUUACUUAUUAUUUUCUUGUUUUUGAUAUUUUUACUGUAUUACCUUUACGUACUGUAGUUAUUUAUUUACUGUAUCGUAGCUAGUCGUAGAAGUUCGAACAGCAAUGGAACUGUUACAUGUACCUUUACUAGUAGGCUUCUUUACAAGAUUAAAAAAAUGAGACUCCUGAAGAUACUGUAUUCCAGAAGUAAAAAAAUACUACAAAUUAAAAAAAAUUCAACGGAACAAUCAUCAUACGGCAAUCAAUACUGCAAAGAAGCUACUUCGACGUCUUCUAAGACUUGGUGCUUCUUGUACGCACUAGAAGUACAGGACACUUCCACGCCCACCACGUGCUGAUUUUGUUUCCGUUGGAAGCCAGCAAGUGUAUUAAAUACCUGAGAACACGAACCUCCAGAGUGAUGAUGGAACGAGCGCACACUCUUUCCGAUUGUAGGGCACCGAUUGAUUUCAUCAAUCGGUUUGCUCACAAUUCUGUUUCGAAGAAAGUGAAAACCAAAUCUAAUCCUAUCCAAUUCCUCAAAAUACAAACUAUGUUUUCCUCGAAGAUUCUCUUUGCCUUCCUUCUCCUUGCCGCAUCCGUGCAAGCUGAUCUACGUGGUGCUUCUUCAAGUGUGCUAGAUGUAAGUAAAAGAUUUAGCUUUUU